Molecule: messenger RNA, 1446 nt
Organism: Pedinophyceae sp. YPF-701
Lineage: Eukaryota; Viridiplantae; Chlorophyta; Pedinophyceae
Source: the annotation of a GenBank genome assembly
AUGAGCGACCAGGAGCACGCGGCGGUUCAGGCUGGCGACGAUGAGCCGAGGGAGCAGGAGGGCGGCGCGGGCAGCCCGGAGGCGGGCGCGGCUGCAGGGCAGCAAGGUGCCGGGGCGGAGCAUGCGGGCGCCAAGGGCGCGGGAGGGGACCUGGACGGGGCGGGUGCAUCGCAGGCCGUGCUGUCGUACAAGGCGAAGUACGCGAACACGAGUCCGAAGAUGCGGAGGCAGAGAGGAAGCCCUAUGACGGAGAAAUACAAGGCCAAGGUGUCUGCGUUGUUCGAGGACCGCGCGGACGACCAGGGCUGCGUCCCGCUCACCGCCGUGCCCGAGAUGCUGUCCCAGCUCGAGGUGGACGCGGGGGACGAGAGCGAGUGGAAGGACCUGGCGAGCUCCGUCGCGAGCAACGGCGAGACGAUCUCCGAGGCGGAGUUCCUCGCGCUGAUCGGGUACCUCGGGCCCGGCGCGCAGACGCAGCGCAGCGCGGCGGCGCGACGCAGCUACCUGGAGACGGGCGUGCUGACCGCGGACCCGGCGGUGCUGCAGUUCAUGCGCACGCUCCGCGAGCACCAGUCGCGGUGCGAGGACGAGGGCAAGUACGCCGAGGCGAAGGCGGCGCGCGCGCGCCUGCUGCAGCUGCGGCAGCAGGAGGUGGAGCGGCUGACGGCGGAGAUGGCCAAGCGGCACGAGGACGAGCAGCGGGAGGCGGAGGAGGCGUUCCGGGAGGAGAAGAAGGCGCUCGACGAGGCGUGGGCGGUGCGCGUGGAGUCGUGCGCGGCGAACGUCGCCGCGACGCUGCAGCAGCUGCAGCAGCGCCAGCAGGCCGAGCUCGAGGCGGUGCGCGCGGAGGGCGCGUCGGCGCGGACGUUCCGCGCGUCCAAGCAGCUGCUCAACCAGCGCGUGAUCGAGCGGAACCUCGCGCGCGCCGGGAAGCACGACGAGGCCAUGGCCAUGAAGGCCAUCGCCGACCGCAUGGAGGAGCUCGAGGUGGGGACGCACGCGGCGUCGCAGGAGGGCAACCUCGGGAUCCGGGAGGCGAAGCUCGCGGAGAAGCACCAGCUGGAGCGCGAGGCGCUGCAGCAGCGCGGGCAGCGCGUGCGGGCGGAGCUGGAGCUGCGGCGGCGGCGGGAGAUGGAGCGCCGGGAGCGGCGCGUGAAGAACGUGCGGCAGGAGCUGGCGAGCCUGCAGAAGCUGGAGCGCGUGCAGCUGGAGGCGUUCCUCGAGCAGCAGGUGAUCGCGGGGAAGCGGGCGGCGCCGCCGCCGCGCCCGCCGCCGCUGGGCGAGUCGCAGUCGACGAUGAGCGUGCGGAACGCCGGGCUGAUCGGGGCGCACCGCGGGAGGCCCGACGCGACGCAGACCGCAGCAGACGUGUACGGGAUCGGCGGCAAGCUGAAGGCUGAGCGCAGCGCGGGUGGCAUCGCAAGUCUGUCGACGCAGUGGACGUGA